Molecule: messenger RNA, 3146 nt
Organism: Culex pipiens pallens (northern house mosquito)
Lineage: Eukaryota; Metazoa; Arthropoda; Insecta; Diptera; Culicidae
Product: protein cycle
Exons: 9
Coding region: 305-2947 (880 amino acids)
Biological process (GO): regulation of transcription by RNA polymerase II
Cellular component (GO): aryl hydrocarbon receptor complex; cytoplasm; transcription regulator complex
Molecular function (GO): DNA-binding transcription factor activity, RNA polymerase II-specific; protein dimerization activity; RNA polymerase II cis-regulatory region sequence-specific DNA binding
Source: RefSeq, a predicted model, not a curated record
CAUUAAUAAGCAUUUGAAAUGAACAUAAUUCAAGUGAUUUAUUGAACAGUCAUAGCUUGAAUAUCUCCAACCAGAAAAGAUUAGUAUCGUCAUUGCUCAUCAAGCAAAGUUGAUAUCAUAGACUUAACACCCUACCCUGCAGUGAAAUAUCGUUUUCAAAUGAUAAUGCCACUCAAUCAGUGAUCAUCCGGUUCAAGUGCUUUUAAUAAGGGGGAACUUUUGCUACCUCAAAACAUAAAAGUGAUUCCAAACUGAAAAAAAGAAGGAAACAAAGCAAAACCCCCUCAGGUCUGCCCUUAACAGUAUGGUGGCGCGGAACUUUUCGCUCCAGGAUCUGCCGUACAAUAAUCUGCUGCAAGUGCCGGAAGAGGAGCGUGAAUUCUUGACGUUGGAAGAGCUCAAGCCACACCAGCUGACCGAGCUGGGCGUGUCCAUUGUGACCUCGCCGGGAUCCAACACGUUGGUGACUAGCAUCGGUGGUAGUGGAACCACGAUGGUGGCCAGUGACAUUACGAGCCAUUCGUCGGCGUCGGGGACUGUGCUAAGUACGGGUAGUCUGCUGCAGAACUAUCACCAUCAUCAGCAUCAGCAGCAGCAGCAGCAUCACCAGCAUCUUAAUGGAUACUACGAUAUCGUUACGGCACGAUCGCCGGCCAAUGCAAGUACCGCCGGAAAUGAGCACCUGACGGCGACGACAGCCUCCUCGGUGAUCUCGCUCGACCCGAUGCAGGGCAGCAGCUCGGUGGUGGGCACAGCCGCGGUGGCUCAUCAGCCGGGAGAUCAGCAACCUUAUCAACAGCACCACCAUCAGCAUCAUCAUCAUCAUCAUCCCCAGCUGCACAGUCAGCAUCCGGACACGGAUGGAGGGGGCAGCGAAAAUGAUGGCGGAGGUGGCGGUAGCAGGAAGAGGAAAUUUUCGUACAAUGACAAUAGUGAUAUUGAGGACGACACGGGUGACGAUGCCAAAUCAGUUCGAACUACAGACGAUAACAAAAAACAAAACCACAGCGAAAUUGAGAAACGUCGACGUGAUAAGAUGAACACGUACAUCACGGAGCUGUCGGCGAUGAUUCCGAUGUGCCACGCCAUGUCCCGCAAGCUGGACAAGCUCACCGUGCUUCGGAUGGCCGUGCAGCACCUGAAGACGAUCCGGGGCGCGGUCCACUCGUACACCGAGGGUCACUACAAGCCGGCGUUCCUGUCGGACCAGGAGCUCAAGAUGUUGAUCCUGCAGGCGGCCGAGGGCUUCCUGUUUGUGGUGGGUUGCGACCGGGGCCGGAUUCUGUACGUGUCGGAGUCGGUGUCGCAGAUCUUGAACUACUCGCAGGGCGAUCUGCUCGGGCAGAGCUGGUUCGACAUUCUGCACCCGAAGGACGUGGCCAAGGUGAAGGAGCAGCUGUCGUCGUCAGAUUUGAGCCCGCGGGAGCGGCUGAUCGAUGCCAAAACAAUGCUUCCGGUGAAAACUGAUGUUCCUCAGGGGGUGACGAGGCUGUGUCCGGGGGCGAGGAGGUCGUUCUUCUGCCGAAUGAAGUGCAAAACCAACGUUCAGGUGAAGGAGGAAGCCGAAAGUGGGAACACCUCGUCGUCGAGUUGCCAUCGGAGGAAGGGCAAGGUCAAUUCGGACAAAAAGUAUUCCGUUAUCCAGUGCACCGGCUAUCUCAAGUCCUGGGCUCCGGCAAAAAUAGGACUCGAAGAGCAUGAAACCGAUGGUGAAGGAGACUCGUGCAAUUUGUCAUGCUUGGUGGCGGUUGGCCGGGUUCAACCGAGCCUCUUCCAACCCCCUAUCGCUCCAUCCGGCACCAACCUCAGCAAUCAACGACCGACGAUGGAGGGUGGAGGCGCCGGUACUGAUCGUUCCGGAACCAACGGCUGCAAAGGGACCAGCCGAAAUAAUAUUCCAAACCUGAGAAAUGUACAAUUCAUCUCGCGACAUGCCAUGGACGGCAAGUUCCUGUUUGUGGACCAACGGGCCACGCUGGUGUUGGGCUUCCUGCCACAGGAACUGCUCGGCACGAGUAUGUACGAGUACUACCAUCACGAGGAUAUUCCUGCGCUGGCCGAAUCCCACAAAGCGGCCCUCCAGGGGAACCAGUGCGUAACGACGCCGGUCUAUCGGUUACGGAUCAAGGAAAGUGGCUUCGUGCGGUUGCAAAGUGAGUGGAAGUCGUUCCGGAAUCCGUGGACCAAGGAGAUCGAAUAUCUGAUCGCGAAAAACAAUGUGAUAUUGUCGGAGUUGGUGGAGAGUGGGGGACCCAGCGGAAGGACCAUGACCGGUGGGACUACCGUGCACGGAAGUAAUGGCAACGGUGGAGGUGGUGGGAGUAGCAGCAAUAGCACCGAACUCGGCGGUGGUGACGGAAACAACGAAUCUAAUAGACAAGGAACGGUUGGAUAUGAUAUUUUCAAUAAUUCUGCAAAUGGCAGAGAAAUACAACGAAUGAUAAACUCGCACGUGGAGGCUGGCAAAAUCGGGCGACAGAUUGCAGAGCAGGUUCUGGACCACCAACGCAGGACGGGAGAAUCGUCUGCUGAGAGCAGUCCGGACCCGGCGGAACCACCCGGUCUUCCAGGAAAUUUCACGCCGGCUAUCAUCCAGGAGGCGAGCAACCUGCCCAGCGAGGCCAUCGCCGCCGUUGAACGCACCCUGGCCCUGUCGUCGGGCGUCUCGCCGGCCUCCUCCUCGGGUGGGGGAGCCCCCGGAACGCCCCAACGGGUCAACGGUACGCUGCCCGGGUACAACCACGUCCGGAACAACUCCAACUCCAUCAUGAGUCCCGAGCACGAGGUACCGCACGUCCAGGUCAACGCCAGUUCGGCCGCGGCUGCCGCUGCCGCCGCCGACGGGAAUGACGAGGCGGCGAUGGCCGUGAUCAUGAGCCUGCUGGAGGCGGACGCCGGGCUCGGUGGCCCAGUGGACUUUUCCGGACUGCCGUGGCCGCUGCCCUAGAGGAGGACAGCAAUCGAGUCAUUCCGAACCCAUCAACCACGUAGAAGAAAAGACAUCAUCAAUCCAUCAACAGCAACAACUAACCACGCAAUGAAAUUAAGUUACCAACUUUUUAGUGAAUGAUAAGGUAGACAAAAAGUAUACAAAUUAUUUCUAUUUUGUGUUUAUUGUUUAAAAUAAUUGAAAUAAAACAAAUAUU